Messenger RNA from Zea mays, 1413 nucleotides. Its product is annotated as cysteine sulfinate desulfinase/cysteine desulfurase and related enzymes. Bases 490 to 1128 code for a protein of 212 amino acids. The record is from RefSeq and is a predicted model, not a curated record. The transcript has 6 exons. Lineage: Eukaryota; Viridiplantae; Streptophyta; Magnoliopsida; Poales; Poaceae.
GCCAGAGGAAGCCACCAAACCAGCCAAGUUGCGGCCUCAGCCCAACUGGUACCGUGCCGUGCCGUCUCCUCUCCUCUCUCCUCUCUCAUCCCCAGGUCUCAGCCCACCUAGCAAUGUUCUCCUCCUCCCCUUCCACAUGACCAGCGCCGCGCCGCGCAGCGCAGCCAUCCUUGUUCUGUCCCGGGUACGCCGCCACACACAUCGCUUCAAGCGCUUCCCUCCGUCCCUCCUCUUUGUGGAUUGGAAUCGACGCCUGAAAGUGGAUGACGAUGGCGGGUUCUUGCGCCGCGCCGCCCGUUGCCUGUCUUCCCUCGUUGAGGACGCUGCCGCCAACUCACGUCAGACUUAGCGGCUUCUUGCCCUGUUCCGCGGCCGCGCGGUGUCGCGGCGCCGCCGUGCUGGGAUGCGCUCUGGGGGCCAAGAGGCAGACGCCGGGUGUUCUGAACCGGGGCUGUUUUUAUUGUGCUCCUAUAGUUGCUCUGUGGAUACAUGCGAAGAGAUGGGCAUGAAGGAGAUGUAAGCUGUCAAGGAAGGGAUGGCACUGUUAUGUUUGGACCAGACGAUGAUGGUGUAAAGAUUCCUACUCAGGUAGAGACUCUUGUAAAGGGCACUGCAAUGGUUGCUGAACCAGAAUACAAGGCUAGCCCAGAUCUAGAUUACCUACAGGAGCUGCUGGCUAUUCAGCAGCAAGGACCUCGUGCAAUAGGUUUCUUUGGAACCCGCAACAUGGGAUUUAUGCAUCAACAGCUUAUUGAGAUCCUCAGCUAUGCUAUGGUCAUAACAAAAAAUCAUAUAUUUACAUCUGGUGCUUCUGGAACAAAUGCAGCUGUUAUCAGGGGUGCUCUAAGAGCUGAAAAACCAGAGCUGCUUACUGUAAUUUUACCUCAAAGCCUAAAGAAGCAGCCUCCUGAAAGCCAAGAACUGUUGUCUAAAGUACAAAACUUGAUCGAGAAACCACAGCAUGAUCAUUUGCCACUAAUUGAGGCUAGCAGGUUAUGCAAUAUGGACAUCAUCUCCAAGGUCCAACAGGUGAUCUGCUUCGCGUUCCAUGACAGCAAGCUGCUGAUGGAAACAUGCCAGGAGGCCAAGAACCUUCGGAAGAUCGUGACACUCUUCUACUUGGAUUAGCUCCUUCGACAGGGAUCUAUUCUCCUUUUUUUUUGUUCGUGGCGUAGGCUAAUGUUGGGGGGAUAAAAAGCAAGCUGGACGGUUUAGUUAGUUUCGAAAUAUACUGGAUAGGUGGUGGGAUGACCUUCCAUUGGAGGAGAAAGUCAUUUUGUUUCGCCCAUUGUUUUGAUUUUUGUCACAAAGAAACCAAUAAUCUUGUCGAUAUGCCUAGUCGAAGGGAUUAUAAUCUGGCUUUAUUUGUUGUUGAUCUCAGGCUUAUAAUUAGUUCGUGCUCCAGUUUUUCCA